Molecule: messenger RNA, 4763 nt
Organism: Conger conger (European conger)
Lineage: Eukaryota; Metazoa; Chordata; Actinopteri; Anguilliformes; Congridae
Gene: neu1
Product: neuraminidase 1
Exons: 6
Coding region: 161-1342 (393 amino acids)
Biological process (GO): ganglioside catabolic process; oligosaccharide catabolic process
Cellular component (GO): membrane; lysosome; cytoplasm
Molecular function (GO): exo-alpha-sialidase activity
Source: RefSeq, a predicted model, not a curated record
ACAGAAUCUCUGACAGACCUGUAGCUUGCAACCCCCUCUUGAAGCACAACUGCAGUUUGUCGCCUUGUGGGGACAUUCGCCACAUAUCUCAGGCAGACGUUCUUGUGAAAAUAUAGAAACUAGAAAUUUCGCUGCCAAACCAGUUCCAUACAGUAAGAAGAUGAGCUCUAUGCACCAGAUUGAUGCCGUGGCUCCAACGAGACGAGCCGUCAGAGUUCUCGUUGCGUUUUCACUGUUUGCGACUUCGUAUUUGUGUUUCGGACAGAUUGACCCGUUGGUGUAUGACGAGCAGCUGCUGUGGGUGGGGGGCGGGGCCGGCCAGGUGAACACCUACAGGAUCCCCCUGCUCAGCUUCACGCCCCGGGGCAGUCUGCUGGCCUUCUCCGAGGCCCGGAAGGGCUCCUCUCGGGACAUCGGGGCCAAAUUCAUCGCCUUGCGCCGCUCCACUGACCGAGGGGCCACCUGGUCCCCCACCUCCUUCAUCGUGGACGACGGCUCGCUGGCGGACGGGCUGAACCUGGGCUCCGUGGUGGUGGACGAGCAGGCGGACACGGUGAUCCUGCUGUACUCCGUCUGCUUCCACCGCUACCACUGCAGCCCCUCCAGCACCAUGAUGGUGCUCAGCGCCGACGACGGCCUCACCUGGUGCCCCCCCCGGAACCUGUCCACACAGCUGGGCGUCAAGAGCUUCGCCCCGGGCCCUGGCUUCGGCAUCCAGAAACGCUACCCCCCCGCGGUGGGCCGUCUGGUGGUGUGUGGGCACGGCACGCUGGAUGGGAACGGGGUGUUCUGCGUGCUGAGCGACGAUCACGGCCUGUCCUGGAGGUACGGCGCCAUGCUGAAGAGCAUCCCCUACAACCAGCCCAAGAAGGACCUGGACUUCGACCCGGAUGAGUGCCAGCCGGUGGAGCUGGAGGACGGCAGCAUCGUGGUGAACGCCCGCAACCAGAACAACUACCACUGCCGCUGCCGUAUGGUGGUGCGCAGCACGGACGGCGGGGAGACGCUGCCCCUGGAGAACCUGGUCUUCGACACCACGCUGGUGGACCCUGCCGUGGCGGCCGGGGCCCUGCAGAAAGAGGGGGUCAUGUUCUUUACCAACCCCGCCAGCACGCAGCACAGAGUGAACCUCACUCUUCGCUGGUCUCUGACCAACGGCUCGUCCUGGGAGAAGGAGGCGGUGCAGAUAUGGGCGGGGCCCAGCGGGUACUCUUCCAUGACAUCACUGGUGGGCGCGACCACGGAGGACAAGAAGUACAUCUACGUCAUCUACGAGAAGGGCCACAAGACCUCCAUCGAGAUGGUCUCCUUCGCCAAGAUUCACCUGUACGGGGGCAGGUAGAGGAGCUCCUGCAGGACACAGCGGACCGGAUGAGUGCUGGGAUGGCCCUGGGUGGCACUUUGAGCCUUAAACACGAGCUGAAGCCAAAAUUCACUCCUUCAGUCAAUUCUUCACAAUCACACAAACACGUCUUAAACCUAGAAAUUCCGUCAAAUUAAUACAUUUGUAAUACUUGCGUAUUUCCACACCAACGCUUUUUUUUCUUUUCAUCCACUCAUCCAAAAUAAUAAUAACAGAAUAAUUCAUAAAAAGAUUCAGAAUAAGAUUCAUAAGAUCAAGUACCAGUUUUAAAUGGUAAAUGGCAAAUGGUUGGCAUUUAUAUAGUGCCUUUAUCUAAAGCGCUGUAGAAAUUCAUACUUCUCAUUCACCCAUUCAUACACACACUCACACACCAAUGGCGAUUGGCUGCCAUGCAAGGCCCCGACCAGCUCAUCAGGAGCAUUUGGGGGUUAGGUGUCUUGCUCAGGGACACUUCGGCACAGCCACAGCGGGAUCGAACCGGCAACCCUCCAACUGCCAGACGACUGCUCUUACCUCAUGACCCAAUGUCACCGCACAGUUUUCAGCUUGUCUUUAAAAAAAAAAAACAACAACAAAAAAAAACAUCUUUUCCACACAUUAUGCAAACCUGCUGUGAUUAAAAUGUGCUACUGUGACCACAGUGACAGCAGCCAGUGCAGACUGGACAGGAGACAAUCUAGCCCAAUUGAAGAGGGCCCUCUCCUUUGAUUGGUGGAUUUAGGUCGGGUGCUUAAUGGCUCUCGUGUUCUGAUUGGGCUGGUCCAUUCUUGUCAGCUGGGCUCUGUGUAUGUGAUUUAACUGGCACAGUACAAAAGGGGAAAUGGUUAUUAUUUUUUUAUUACUCUUUUCAAUUUUUAAUUUAAGCUGCUCUUCCAUCACCCACUUGCUUCAAUUAAUUGACUCUUUGCGCCCUUCUUGGGGCCAUGAGUAAUUUUUUUUUCCUUCAUAUUUGUCAUAUUCAGUAGUAUUUACACGUUAAUGUAAACAUGUGUGGAUCUUCUUGCCUGUAUUCCAGACAAAACUCCUAAUUUCCCACGGCUGUGGAGGGGCCUUUCAGAUAUAGAAAAUUCUCAGGCAUCGAUGGGUUUUCAGAUUUUAACAGCAUUUUUCUGCAAUGAUUGAAAUACACAUUUUACCCAAGUUUGGUAACAAAGCAAAAGUUUACACAUUUAAUUUAUGCAAUGUGCUUACCCAAUCAGCGUGCCUUUCACUCUAUUGUAGAAAUGUAGUCUGGCCUGAGAGAACAGCCAUAUCCAGGGCGGAAGACGCUGAACAGGGAAUGGCUGACCGAGGCUGGGUUCGAAACCGCAUACAGUAUGCAGCAUACAGCAUGCAGCAUACAAAAUACUACAUUUCAAUGAAAAUCAGGCUGAAAUGUAGUAGGAGUGGUAGAAGCAGUAUGCUAGUAUGCGGUUUCGAACACAGCCAAAGAGUUACGAGUCCUGUAGUGUCAGAGUGAUGUCACUGCCUGUUGAACAACUUUCUUCUGUUCCAUUAUCAAUCAUUACUAAUUAAUAUUUUGUGCUGGGUUAGGAGGGUUGGGAGGCGAUCCAAGUCAGAAAAUACAUUUGGUGUUCCUGUAAACAAACGCGUAAUUCAAAUCUUUGCCGAUAACAUCUUUGCCUGUCAGCAGCAGGAAUUGGAUGCCUUGGAUUAAAAGUAGGCUUUUCAAAUUAAUUUGUUGAAUUGCUUUCAUGAUGGAGUGAAUAUUACAUCCUAGGAAAAUCAGCAAUUGAUCCCUUUUUGGAAAAGUGGUGUCCAAAUGUCCCCUUCCUCAUGUGUUCCCUGUAGGGGCAGUGUUAUACUGUUGUCUUUGGGAAGGGUUUUAAGCACAUGAAGCCAAAUUUUUUGUUUUUUCACCAGCAUUUCAGUGCAAAUGUCAGCUCUCCAAUUUUGGAAAUGUAUCUGAAAUGUUUGCCAGUGGUUUGCGAGUGCGCUGUGUAGAAAACUCUUAAGUCUAAGAAGAACAUACUUCUUGUGUUUUCAGCCAGUCUCUCGUGUGUGAUCUAAAGAUCAAUGGUCUCAUAGAUCAGGAGAUGGGUGAGUGAGCUGGGCUAGUGGCCGUCCUGGCUGAAGGUUUAGAGUGAGAGAAUUUCACAAAGACUUCACUAUAAUCUGCUUCCAAAUGCAACAGUAGAGCAGUGUCAGUAGAGGGAACGGAUUUGGCACCACGCUGGAUAUGAGUGAAAUCAGACCACUUCCUUUGCCGGGUUCUCUGGCCUUAUGGCCGGCUACACCAUUGGGCAAACUGUACAUUGGAUGCCUGUUGGAUAUCCAUUGGAUAUCUCCUUUGAGACUUACUGACUCACACGUGACCUCACUGCAUUUUGCACCUUUCAGGAAUCUAAUGUUUGGAUUUCGUUUUAUAAAAAAAGCUCACUGACCUAUCAAUGUAAGGUUAAACAUGAAAUCCAAAAUGCGAGGAUUAGGUUUUUUGAAGACUCAUGUCAUGUACAGAAUGCAUCCGUUUGUAUUUCUGUACAGAAUAUGCUACAUCGCUUGUAUAUAAUGCAAUGAGCCACCCUUUGUACUGCAUGGUCUCUGAAAUGCAUGCGAUAUUAAAACUAGCAGUGGGAAAAACUGAAAUCUUCUUCCAUGCAGUAUGCAAGAUGCUUUAGAAAAUAUGAUUGCUAUAUUUCCACACAUUUUGGAUUUCCCAUUUUAAGCAUACACUUCCUCCCCAGAGGUGUUCAUUUUUAAUAUGUUUGUAUGUGGGUGGAGGAAAUAAAUUACUUUACUUUAACAACCAAAUUGCAUUUGGUUCAAAACAUACCAAUUCUGUAUGUAUGAAAAUAUUGUUGAACAAGUACACAUGCAAUACAUGUCAAAUUUUAAAUGACAAAAGGGUUAUAUUUGAAGGCAUAAAAUAAUUACAAUUUUGACUUUCUACCAAAUAGAAAUGGUAGGCAGAUGGCAGGGACCGAUAUCGCCCUCCUGCUCCAUACGGCAGUGAUAGUCUCUUAAGGUUCACUGCUGGUCUGCUUGUUUCACAUGUUGACAACCAUGGAGUGAGAUUUUUUCACUCAUUCAUUGUCUGAAUUAUUAUUAUUAUUUAAAUAUUAUUUGGUGGUGCGCAUUAAAAUUCUUCUUAAUAUACAAAGGGAAAUGUGUGUGUUUGUGUGCACAUAAAAUGUAGUUUAUCCAUGUUACCAGUUGGUUCUGCCUUGACUAUUUGCUUUUGUUCCCAAAUGUUAGUGCUCUUUUCAUAGUUAUCUUGAAAACUGUAUUUUUGGAAAUGGUCAUUUUUAAGCUGAAAUGUCAAAGCAAUAUAAAAAAUAUUAACAAUAUGAAGUAUAGCAAGGAAUUCCACUGGGACUUGACUCAAUGUUGGAUCAUUUGGUAUCUUUUCCAAUGUAUGUAAAUUAUGUAAAUAAUAAAUUACCUGCUUCCCUCAGCAAAA